Molecule: messenger RNA, 180 nt
Organism: Amoebophrya sp. A25
Lineage: Eukaryota; Dinophyceae; Syndiniales; Amoebophryaceae
Source: the annotation of a GenBank genome assembly
AUGUAUGAUUCAUCUCACCCAAUGAACCUAACAGGGAUUACACCAGCCAGAGAUCGCAAGUCUCAGGCAGGAGUAUCAAGAUUUGCUUGCAUUCAAGAUUCUGACUUUGUGUUUCCACUGAGAAACGAACCAAGGCACGGAGGCCUGUGUUCUUGUGGUCCAACAAAUAAUAUAGCUUAA